AUGGUAGCUACCACUGAAAGACCACAGAUUUCCUCCAAGGCCAGCUUCUGGCUCAAAGAUCUGAUAGCAGUAGAGUACCCUGUUUUCCAAAUAGAAAAUAAGGCCAUAUGGUCUGAAGAACUGAUGGAAAAGAACCACAGCUUCCUCAUCACUAAAAUUAGAAGGGAUGAAAAAAGCAAUGAUUUAUUCAGUGCAUUUCAUACCCCAAUCUUCUGGAAGUCUCUGGAAGAGGAUAGGAAAGGGGGCACCAGGACCUUGACUUGGUCUGUGCCACUAUCUUUCACCCACAUCAGACACGGCUCUCAGCAAUGCCGUAUAUAUUUGGGUCUUGAUAAGGACUUGUUUGAAGACUGCUCUCUUCUCAUCUCUCUUCUGCCCAUAAUUAGUGUUUCCACAGCUGUUCCUGACAAGGACACUUGGACUAAAGAUUGGGACAGUUUACAGCUUGAUCAACUUGUCUGCUCCUGGCGAGAUCAGUCUGCCAUGAAGGGUUUUCUCAUCGUCGCUCUCUUGAGUGCAGCUGGAGCUGUUCUGGCUAAACACUCUGAAGAUAAUCAGGAAUCAUCAUACAAUUUUACUAUUCCUUACAUGGUCUAUCUUCAGUCCUUCCCAGAACCCUGUGUGGGGUCUCUCAUUCAUCCUGACUGGGUAUUGACAGCUGCCCACUGCCCCUUACCUGUUGAAAUCCGACUGGGAGUUUCUCAACCUAGCAUCACAAAUAAGAAACAACAGAUACGAAACUAUUCAUCGAUUGUGACCUACCCUGACUUUGAUGCAAAAUCCUUGAACAAUGACCUAAUGAUGAUCAAACUGUCAAUGCCGGCUUCACUCAACCCCCAUGUGGGGACUAUAGCCAUAGCCUUGGAACCCAUUCCAUUUAAUGAGUCCUGCUUUAUUCCAACCUGGACCUGGAAUGAAUAUAAAAACCGUAUUGUUGAGGAUAAGGAUGCCACCACUUCAUAUCUGAAAUGA
This is a messenger RNA of Chlorocebus sabaeus (green monkey), 972 nucleotides long. The record is from RefSeq and is a predicted model, not a curated record. NCBI's taxonomy places the organism in Eukaryota, Metazoa, Chordata, Mammalia, Primates, Cercopithecidae.